AGAGCCAGACCUUGACCCCAUGACUCUCCUCCGACGCACCGCCUACUCCUCCUCCGCCUCCUCCUCGAUCCUCCAGAUCGCCGGAACCUUCUUCCGUGCCCCCCAUUCCUCCACCGCCGCCGUCGCCGGCAGCACUUAUGGAGUUCACGUCUUUCAAUGCCCUGACACGGUGGGCAUCGUCGCCAAGCUGUCGGAGUGCAUAGCCUCGCAUGGUGGGAACAUCCACAGCGUCGAUGUCUUCGUUCCCGAAGACAGGCGCGUCUUCUACUCCCGAAGUGAAUUCGUAUUUGAUCCUGCACGUUGGCCGAGGGUUCUGAUGGACAAUGAUUUCUCAAAUUUGUCAAAGUUUUUCAAUGCUAAAAUAUCUAUUGUACGAGUUCCAGAUCUAGAACCAAAACAUAAGAUUGGAGUUCUUGCUUCAAAGCAGGAACAUUGUUUGGUGGACUUACUACAUGAAUGGCAGGAUGGUAGACUGCCAGUGGAUAUCAAAUGUGUCAUAAGCAGCAACCAUGAGAGAGCUCCCAAUACUCAUGUUAUACGGUUUCUUGAAAGACACGGGAUUCCUUAUCAUUGCUUACCGACUUCUCCAGGAAAUAAAAGAGAAGACGAGAUAUUGAACUUGGUUAAAGAUACUGAUUUUCUUGUACUUGCUAGAUAUAUGCAGAUUUUGUCUGGUAGAUUUUUGGAUAGCUAUGGGAAGGAUAUAAUCAACAUUCAUCAUGGUCUUCUUCCAUCUUUCAGGGGCGGGAAUCCUUCCAAACAGGCUUAUGAUGCAGGGGUGAAAUUGAUUGGUGCAACAAGUCAUUUUGUAACUGAAGGACUUGAUGCAGGUCCAAUUAUUGAACAAAUGGUUGAGAGAGUUUCUCAUAGAGAUAAUCUACGAAGUUUUGUACAGAAGUCAGAGAACUUAGAAAAGCAAUGUCUGGGAAAGGCAAUAAAAUCAUAUUGUGAACUUCGGGUCCUGCCAUAUGAGUUGAAGAAGACCGUUGUGUUCUGACAAAGGCUAAUGAAGGCUUUUAACACAACAAUGGAGGCUUUUGUCCCCAACUUUGAUGGUGAUAACUGGCUGAGGAAAUUCCUUACAGAUAUCAACAAUGUUUCCGUACAUUCUACAAGAAAUAUCAUAGGUGAUGCUCAUACAUUUCCCCUACCUGCUUUCUGUCACCAUAACAAAUACUUGCUUCCUUUUCAUCAAAUCACAUGCAUCACAUAUGCCAAAUAGCAUGCAUCUAAAGAGAGGCAGGGAAGCAGUAAUGCCUUUCUCGAAAAUUGUGCUUGGAUGCUGGUUAAAAGAUGGACAAUAAAGAAUUGUAUGGUUAAUUAACCAAACAUUAUCCGAAAAGUGGUGGAUAAAUUUAUUCGGUCAAAGGUCAAAAAGAUGAUUAAUCUGGAUAAAUUUAUUCUUCCAGGAGGAAGGCUGAAAUAAUAACUUUAACAAUCCAAAACUCUCCUCCUCAUUCCACAUUUUUCACAUUUUCCAUAACUUUAACCAAGCAAUUAUAGGAGCACCAAGCAAACAACAAACAAUUCAUUCACUUGUUAGCCGAUUAGGGUGUAACAAUCAAUGAUUAAAGUUAGAUGGUUAGCUACUCGAACAUCCCAAUGCUACAAGGCAACAUGUGAUAUAAGCCGUCUGGCCAAUACAUUGAGAGUUGAUCUCUAGCUAAGAAACUCCGAAUCUCAGACUCCGUGGUGUAUGUUACACUCCUACAUUGAAAUAAAAUACUCCUACAUGAAAUAAAGUACUCAUCAUUUCUCUUUGCAUUAGAGAGAGAUCAAGCUAAUACCUAUUUGAUUCUCAUUUCAAAUUUUAGAAUAACCUUGCAAUAUUGGCACUGCACAUUAAGAGACGUUGAUCUAUCUCUUUAGAAAAAAAUUGACUCACAUUAGAAUACAGAACUUAUAGAAUUGCCCAUUGAAGAUACAAAGACCUUUCAAAUUACUUAUAAGAUUGUUGAAUAGUUUAAUAGAUCACCACUAUCUUUUAUAAAACAUUUUUAUUGUUUUUUCAUAAUUUUUUUAUAAAUAGUUCCUAUAAAUUCUCGCGGCGGAACGAUUUUGCCUCCCUCUUCAUAAAUAAAUAAAUAAUAAAAAAAAAACCUGAUAGCGCGUGAAGACCACUUUCCAAUCACCACAAGGAUGGCCUGCCCCUUUCCUUCCUUCAAGGACACCACCGAGCUCUGAACAAACUAGGUUGAGCACAAGCACCUCCAUGUCCCCCAACUAUCCCGGGCCAAAAUUUUCUUCUGAUGAAAUGAGGACCUCCAAAUCUACAGCUACAUUCAUCUCGAUCUAAAUUCACAAGCAAGCAGAUGAAUGUAACUUAAAUAUACCUUCGUAACAAUUUGGCACUUUGAUUUGACCGGACAUCGCCAUGCUAAAAGCCGAUCAUUUGAAUUCCCAGCGUAGAUAACGACUGUCUUGGGGAGUAGUAAAAAGAGUGUAAGCAGAGUACUCGAAAAGACGGAACACAUAGAUGCCAUGCCGUUCUAAGCAUCACCAGCCCCACCACCAAACUCCCCUUCCACACUCCAAGCUUAUUAGCUUUCAUUAAGCUAUACUAAAUAUGCCAAAAAAAUUUAUCCACCAACAUAGCAUCGAGACAAGACGGUAAAACAGUAAAAGAGAGUAUGUGAAGCAAAACCCAGACCACCCCAAGAAGCAUAGAGCAAGAUAUAUAGCAGCUAAAGCAAAAGCCAGAGCAAAUCCCAUCCUAACUCCUUCCUGUGUACAACAACAAAACAAGCCCACAUCCUUAUACACAAAAAUAUCACAUUACUCCUCCCCUCUCCUUUCUUCUUAUUAAUCAACA
Messenger RNA from Phoenix dactylifera (date palm), 2812 nucleotides. RefSeq names its product formyltetrahydrofolate deformylase 1, mitochondrial. The record is from RefSeq and is a predicted model, not a curated record. NCBI's taxonomy places the organism in Eukaryota, Viridiplantae, Streptophyta, Magnoliopsida, Arecales, Arecaceae. Gene Ontology annotation, molecular function: formyltetrahydrofolate deformylase activity. Gene Ontology annotation, biological process: 'de novo' IMP biosynthetic process.